This is a messenger RNA of Elephantulus edwardii (Cape elephant shrew), 948 nucleotides long. Its product is annotated as putative olfactory receptor ENSP00000348552-like. Gene Ontology annotation, molecular function: olfactory receptor activity; G protein-coupled receptor activity. Gene Ontology annotation, cellular component: membrane. The record is from RefSeq and is a predicted model, not a curated record. The transcript has a single exon. Bases 1 to 948 code for a protein of 315 amino acids. Lineage: Eukaryota; Metazoa; Chordata; Mammalia; Macroscelidea; Macroscelididae. Gene Ontology annotation, biological process: G protein-coupled receptor signaling pathway.
AUGGGAAAGGUCAAUCAAUCUUCUGUGAUGGAAUUUCUUCUGCUGGGGCUUUCUGGCUACCCAGAGCUUGAGGCCAUCUACUUCGUGCUUGUCCUGUGUAUGUACUUGGUGAUCCUGCUGGGAAAUGGGGUCAUUAUCAUUGUGAGUAUCUUCGACACCCACCUGCACACUCCCAUGUACUUUUUCCUCAGUAACUUAUCAUUCUUGGACAUUUGCUACACCAGUUCUUCUAUCCCACUCUUUCUCAGCAGCUUUGUAAAUUCAAAGAAAACAAUUUCCUUCUCUGGGUGUGGAGUUCAGAUGUUCCUCUCCUUUGCUAUGGGAGCCACAGAGUGUGUGCUUCUAAGCAUGAUGGCAUUUGACCGCUAUGCGGCCAUCUGUAAUCCUCUGAGAUAUCCUGUCAUCAUGAGCAAGGCUACGUAUGUGCCCAUGGCUGCUGGGUCCUGGAUUGCCGGGGGUGUCAACUCUAUGCUGCAAACCUCUCUUGCCAUGCGGCUUCCCUUCUGUGGGGAUAAUGUCAUUAAUCAUUUUACUUGUGAAAUCCUAGCUGUCUUAAAAUUAGCCUGUGCUGACAUCUCCAUAAACGUUAUUAGCAUGAUGGUUGCAAAUAUGAUUUUCCUUGUUGUCCCUGUACUUUUCAUUUUUAUUUCCUAUGUUUUCAUUCUCUCCACCAUCUUGAAGAUUCCUUCUGCGGAGGGAAGGCGCAAAGCCUUCUCCACCUGUUCAGCCCACCUGACGGUGGUGAUUAUAUUCUAUGGGACAAUCCUCUUCAUGUAUGCAAAGCCCAAAGCUAAAGAUUCCUCUGGGACAGACAAAGAACAAGUCACAGAUAAAAUCAUCUCUCUUUUCUAUGGAGUGGUGACUCCCAUGCUCAAUCCUCUCAUUUACAGUUUGAGAAACAAGGAUGUGAAGGCAGCUGUGAAGAAUGUGUUGUGUCAGAAAUGCUGA